Molecule: messenger RNA, 2049 nt
Organism: Olea europaea var. sylvestris
Lineage: Eukaryota; Viridiplantae; Streptophyta; Magnoliopsida; Lamiales; Oleaceae
Product: U3 small nucleolar ribonucleoprotein protein MPP10-like
Exons: 13
Coding region: 118-1758 (546 amino acids)
Biological process (GO): rRNA processing
Cellular component (GO): nucleus; sno(s)RNA-containing ribonucleoprotein complex; Mpp10 complex
Source: RefSeq, a predicted model, not a curated record
UUGCUUAUUUUUUCCCUUUCCAAGUCGUUUAUGUGAAACUUGUCUAACCUUUCGCCAACGUCUUAAAACCCUACCCCUACUCGGCCAUCUUCUCCCGGGAGCUCCACCACGACCUUCAUGGCUUCCACCGCCGACAGCGGCGCAAAACUGGCAGGCCUCGACUCCCUCCACCGGUUGAAAUCGACAGAACCACCUUUCUUCCUCUCGCCGUCACCGGACCUCUCACAGGCUGCUCGAAUAGCGUCGCGGUACCUAUACUCAUCUCUCAAGCCAUUCGCUCCCAAAUCUCCGUUCAGUCACCUGUUGACCGAAGGGUUUGACGCCGAGCAGAUAUGGCAGCAAAUUGACCUGCAAUCCCAGCCCCUGCUCCUCUCCCUUCGCCGCCACGUCAAACACUUUGAGAAAAACCCUGAAGAGAUUGAGAAACAAUUCGACUUGGGGAGAGAGAGCUUUAGGGAAAAUCGAAAAGAAGAGACUGAAGAUGGGAAUGGGGAUGGGGAUGAGGAUGAUAAAUUAGUGAGUAAAGAAGGGGAGGAGAUUGAUGAUUUAGAGAGUGAGAACGAGGGCUUUGAUGAAGACGAAGAGGAGGAGGAUGGCGGUGACGAUGACACUGAUGUUGAAAUGGAAGACGAGGACAUGGGAAAUGAAAAUGGCGUGGAAGAUAAGUUUUUGAAGAUAAAGGAAUUGGAGGAGUAUUUGGUCGACGAUGAGGAGAAGGAAUAUGGAUUGAAGAAAGAGAAGAGGAAGAGGAGGAAGAUACGUGAAAUUACGAAUGAGGAUGAAGAUGACGAGGAGGACGAUGAAGAUGAGUACAAUGAGCUUGGAUUGAUCGGGCUUGAUGAUGAGGAUGAAGAUGAAGAAGAAGAUGGCAAUAAGAUGGAAAGUGCAAGGUAUGAGGACUUUUUUGGUGGUAAAAGAACUGGUCAGGGGAAGAAACCUAAAGUAUUAAGUGGAUCAGAUGAUGAUGGCGACAAUAAUCAGAAGAAAAACAACCUUUCUACGCAUGAAAAAGAGCUAGAAAAGCUCCGUUCUGAGAUAGACGCAAUGGAGAAAGCGAAUUUAGAGCAAAAAACCUGGAUGAUGCAGGGUGAGGUAACUGCUACUAAAAGACCAAAGAAUAGUGCAUUGGAAGUUGAUCUGGAAUUUGAGCACAAUGUCAGACCUGCCCCUGUAAUCACAGAAGAGGUCACUGCAUCCCUUGAAGAGUUGAUUAAAAAACGCAUCCUUGAGGGGUGUUUUGAUGAUGUCCAGAAGCCCCCUUCUUUACCAUCCAAGUCACCGAGAGAAAAAGUUGAAUUGGAUGAGAAUAAGAGUGGAAAGGGCCUUGCUGCACUUUAUGAGGAUGAAUAUGUUCAGAAGACUGGCCUUGUUUCAACAGCUUUGUCUUUUAAAGAUGAGCAAAAGAAAGAAGCAAGUUUGUUAUUUAAGAAACUGUGCUUAAAAUUGGAUGCUUUAUCCCAUUUCCACUUCACUCCGAAACCAGUCAUUGAGGACAUGUCCAUACAAUCAAAUGUUCCUGCCUUGGCAAUGGAAGAGAUUGCACCUCUGGCAGUCUCUGAUGCAGCAAUGCUUGCUCCUGAGGAAGUGUUUGCUGGCAAAGGAGUCGUUAAAGAAGAAACAGAGCUAACCAAGGCAGAUAGGAAAAGGAGAAGGUCAAACAAGAAAAGAAAAUUCAAAGCGGAGGCUACAAAACGGAUGGCAAGAAAGGUUCAACAAAACUUGGUGACGAACAGUGCAUCUGGCAAAGAAGAGUUAUGAGUUUCAUUAAAGGAAUUCUUUAAAGAACCGUUUCUUGCCUUGGCCAUGGUAGUUGCGUGUCAAAGUUUUGGUUUUUCUGCUAUGUUGUGUUCACCAGAGGGCCAACGCAGAGAAGGAAAAAAGCUCAAAAAAUGUUGAUGAAACAUAGGUGUUGAAAAAGUAGAAUCUUUAAGCUUUUUCGUGUGCAAAAUCCGAACAUUGAUUACCUUAAUACAGCUUUGUAUUGCGAAAUAUUUUCCAACUAGUGCUCUAAUAAUUAAUUUAAUAUACUUAAUUGUUCUCCAUCUAAAA